Molecule: messenger RNA, 880 nt
Organism: Cavia porcellus (domestic guinea pig)
Lineage: Eukaryota; Metazoa; Chordata; Mammalia; Rodentia; Caviidae
Gene: Mrps18c
Product: mitochondrial ribosomal protein S18C
Exons: 6
Coding region: 90-485 (131 amino acids)
Biological process (GO): mitochondrial translation
Cellular component (GO): mitochondrial small ribosomal subunit; ribosome
Molecular function (GO): small ribosomal subunit rRNA binding; structural constituent of ribosome
Source: RefSeq, a predicted model, not a curated record
GUGGAGUACGAGGUUGUGCGGAGGAGUGUACCGGAAGGGACCCGCCGGAGGAUUUAGAGAAAGGAAAGGAAGCGGGAGGGCCGGAAACCAUGGCUGCCGUGGUCACUGUUUGCAGUGGUCUAGGGAGGAAGAAGUUGACACACUGGGUCACGUCUGCUGUAGGCCUCACAGAUCCUGGAACUCACAGGGUGCUAUGGAGAAGAGGUUGUUCACAGUACAAACAAGUAACCAGCGAUGAAAACCUGCCUACUACAAUGGAAAACCCUUAUAAGGAACCUCUUAAGAAGUGUAUCUUGUGUGGGAAACGUGUUGAUUAUAAGAAUGUGCAGCUUUUGUCCCAGUUUAUUUCUGCAUAUACCGGCUGUAUUCAUGGGAGGCAUAUAACAGGUCUUUGUGGGAAAAAACAGAAAGAAAUUUCAAAAGCAAUUAAGAGAGCUCAAGUAAUGGAUAUGCUGGUCUGUGAGAAUAAUUUAUACUGCACGUAAUCCCAAGGAGUUAUGUAUCAAGGCAGCAUGAGAAUGAGAAGCAGCAGUUGUGAUCAUGUGACACUUGGUGUGACGUGCUACUCAUACUGCAAGACCUCCCUCAUUUAUCAUUUAUCAAGUUGAGUUUUAGAAAUGUAUGCUCAUCUUGCAGCACACUUAUGGACCAAAGUGCUCGCAGUCCAAGAUCUGACGACAGUUCAGCAUGCUUCAUAGUCUCUGCUGCUGAGAAGAAUGUGUAUUCUGCUGUUGAGCAGAACAUUCCGAAGGCAUCUGUGAAGUCUGGCUCUUCAGGGAUUGGGUUGAAUUCUAUUUCUCUGUUGACUUUUUGUUUAGUUGUCUACUUGUGACUGUGGGGUAUUGAGUCACCCACUACAGCUGUACUGAUGUUUAUCUGA